Molecule: messenger RNA, 1942 nt
Organism: Papilio xuthus (Asian swallowtail)
Lineage: Eukaryota; Metazoa; Arthropoda; Insecta; Lepidoptera; Papilionidae
Product: UBA-like domain-containing protein 1
Exons: 4
Coding region: 142-609 (155 amino acids)
Molecular function (GO): protein binding
Source: RefSeq, a predicted model, not a curated record
GUAAAAUUAGUCCGUGAUCCCAACAGAAUAAACAUUCAUCUGCAUACCUACUCUACUACUACCUACCUUGUACUUGUACAUAACUGCUACUAUUUCUUGCAGAGUCGGUGAACUUAUAUUUGGUUAAGAUCUUAAAAUACAAUGGAUUCAGCGUUACGUGAACAAGUUAUGAUAAAUCAAUUUGUGCUGGCAGCGGGAUGCGCUCGCGAACAAGCAAAACAAUUACUUCAGGCUGCUCAUUGGCAAUUUGAGACUGCCUUAUCAAUAUUCUUUCAAGAAGUUGCAAUACCAUCAGGGGCAAAUGGUAUUGCUGCACAACAUUACCACCAGCAAUUAAUAACUCCGUGUAACACUCCAGCGACGCCACCGAACUUUCCAGACGCGUUAGCAGCGUUCUCCCGUCUGUCGACAACGGGCAGCCCGAGCAACGCCGGUGGCGGGGGCAGCGCCAUGGCGCCGCCCGUGUCCCCGCUCGCCACACACCCGCCGCCGCACAACCAGCACACUCCGAUGCAAGUCAACACCUUCCAGAGUCCGCCCAAUCCGCAGAAUAAUUAUGCACCGCUUUCGUGCUCAACUGCAGUAUGCAGAGAACAUAUGCCAAGAUAAAUUGAUAGUGACAGGUUAGGACCGUCUAUAAUUUAUUUUUCUAAUGGUGCGCAUUGUGAGCUGUGGACUUGUGAAUGUUUCUUUCCGGACGCCCCACUGCACCAUGUUUGCUGGACAAUAUUUGGGGUGCUAUAGUCAAUCAUGUUAAACAUUAAAAUAUUCUCACUGUUUAUAUAGUGGUUUCUAAAACAAAAUGCACUAUGUAUAAAUAUGAAUUGUGUUACAGUUUUUGAUACCUAAUCAAAAUCUUUAUUACCUGUGAUUAAAAAAGUUUUGGUAUCAAUAAUAUGUAGUGGUAUAAAUGUAAUUAUUACUGUAUAAUAUAAAAAAGAAGGAAAUCAAUGUAAUCUUUAUUUGACUUCUCUUAUUGGUGUCAUCAUUCUUAUCUUUUUAUAGACCUAUCAUAUGUAAAACUUGAUACACUGUUGUUUACUAGAUAUAUUACUGAUGACAUCACAUUAGUAACGAUGCAGUUUAGUACAGAACAAUAUAAGGGAAGAAAAUCGUUCAGUAAUAACUAUGAUUAUUGUACAUAAUCAUCCCAUGAAACCUGUAUCACUUUUAAGGUGAAGCUUGUUUUGAGAGCAAUUGGUCUUAUUGAGUAACAAUAAGACCAAGUUACUAACAAAGGGUUCUAAUUAUAGAAACCUAUUACUAUACCACUGCUACUGUACUUAAUAUAGUAACAAUUGAGGACAAGUUGCUGUUAUUCUUCCUUCACUUGGAUGUAUUUGGUAAAGUAAGUAUUGGUUAUAAAUACUUUUUGGUUUUACUCCCAACAAGAAUGAAAGACUGUAUGUAGUUAUACAACACUAAAUAGACUCCUUUCAAUAACUACACAACAUUGAUAUGUAAUCUUUGGGGAUAAUAAGUACAUGAAUUAACAAAACUCAUCACAUACAUGGUAAUGAAAUAAUGUACUAAUAUCAUAUCACUUGGCAGAAUAUUUGAUACUAUAUAAUAAAAUACAUUUGUUAAAUUAAAGAAAUUUAUUAGGCUACAAAAUACAUCAUUUAUCUAUUGUAAUGGAUCUCCUUUUUAUUGACAUUAUUAUCCAUAGCAAAGGAAAACCUGUUAUAUGCUACUUUAGAACAACACUGGGAAUGACAUUUUAAAAAAGUUGUGAGUACAAGUAAUACAUUUAUACAACUAAUUAUAAAAUUUUGAUGUUAGAUUGGAAUCUAUAUAAUUGUGUGUAUUUACUCAUCCAAUGUCUCCAUUAUUUUAUUUGGUUCUAAAUUAUUUACAGACUCUUUAUCAAUAGUGGAUUGAUUAUAUUCACCUUUGUCCUGCAUUAUUAUUAUUUCUGAUUGUAUACAAUUUUUGAAUAUAA